UAUUUUGGUUCCCACCUCUCACGUUGACGGGUAAGUGACGACGUCGUUUGUUACUUUGUUCUUUUUCAUGUUAUCAGACGCAGUUGUCAGUGUGAGCUCCUCGGAAUCUGGAUCCAACUAUCUGUGUGCUCUUCUUCGUCUGUCAUGGCUGGAUCUGGGAGUUCGAUGCUAUAUUCGUUUCUUCUAUUCAUCGCGACACUCUCUCUGCAGGAAGUGUAUAGAGGAAGGCUAGCAUCUUCAGAAUUGUAUACCAUCCUUGGUGGAUUUACUAGUUCUCUCAUAUUCAUUUUGUUGUUAACGUUCAUCGGAAACUAUCAAGAAACAUCUGGCAUAAGGACUGGAUGGGGUGCUGUUAUACUUGCUGAGGUUGUAGCUCUUAUUGCUGCUAGCACUGUUCAUCGAGUUAGCAUCACGACAUGCUUCUUGUUCUCAGCUGCAUUGCUGUAUGAGGUCAACAAGCUCUCAAGAGUGAUGGUUUCUAGAAGUGAAUCUAGAGGCAAAAGGCACUAAUGUACCCUUUCGCCUUCAGAGGCUGGGAUGGUUGGAACCAUUUGCUUUACCUUAGUAAUUUUCCUAGUAAUGUUAUGAGAGAUGAGGCAAAUUUUACCAGAACUUGCAGAACGAUAUAUUAAACGAAAUCAUGAGCGAGUUUAUGUCACUACAUUCUUGGUUAAUUUAGGUUUACUUAACUUGAAUAUUUUUAUAUAUUGUUUAACAACAUAACGUAUGAUAAUUUUGUGGUGAAAA
Solanum pennellii is the source of this 747-nucleotide messenger RNA. Its product is annotated as protein KRTCAP2 homolog. The record is from RefSeq and is a predicted model, not a curated record. The transcript is spliced from 5 exons. NCBI's taxonomy places the organism in Eukaryota, Viridiplantae, Streptophyta, Magnoliopsida, Solanales, Solanaceae. The coding region runs from base 145 to 510 and encodes 121 amino acids.